AUGCGCAUGCAAACUCUAGCCGCCCGCGCCCUCCUAGGCGGACUCGCCUACGAACGGCUUCCCACCGUGCCUGGUACCUCGCCCAAACCAAACCAAGGUCUCGUUGCCAUUGGUACCGGUAGCAAUGCGGCGGGUUGUGGUAUAGGCGAGACGACAUGUGGAAUCGGGUGUAUGCCGUUGGCUAGUACUUGCUGCUCUGGAAAAGGAUACUGCGACCCAGGCGAAUACUGCACCGUAAGGGAUACCUGUUGUCCGAUUGGCAAGACCUGUUCGCCUGGUGGUGGGUGUGAUGCUGGAAAGGUACUUUGUGGUGAUGGUUGUAUGCCCGCGGGCGCCGUCUGCUGUCCCGACCAUGGCUAUUGUGACGCCGGCGAAGUUUGUACUGACCACGGAACUUGCGCUGUUGGUUCAGGUGGUGGAGGUAGCGGAGGCGGGGGCGGUAGCGGUUCCAACACCUGCAGUGCCGCCGGAAAGGAAAACUGUGAUGUCGGCUGGUGCAUGCCGCUGGGAAGUGUCUGCUGCGCUACCGGCGAAGGGUGGUAUUGCGAUUCCGGCUUCUACUGCACAGCAACCGGCUGCUGCAGAAACGGUAGGACCUGCAGCAGUUCAGGAGGCAGCGGCUCUGGCGGAGGUGACGGUGGCGGUGGUUCCAAUCCCGCGCCCACGACGACAACUCGGACGCAGGCACCGGCGGUGACAUCGUCUUCUUCUUCUUCCGUCGCCGCGCCACCAGUGCAGACAGAGGAUUCUGCUAGCGGCGAUGGCCACCCGGGAGCGACGAUGCCGCUUCAUCCAAGUCUCAGCGUCGAUGAUGGGACUACACCGUCUAGCACGCCAAUGAGCUCCACGACGUCAAGUACUUUGUCUUCGACGCGGGCUGCGCAGUCCACGGGACUUUCGACGGGAGAUGUUACGCAGCCGGGAGGAGCUGGUGUGCUGUCGGUAUCGGUCGGGCUCGUUCUAACUGCGGUUGUAGGAAUGGUGGGCUUCAUGCUCCCUAUUCUUUGA
Neurospora tetrasperma FGSC 2508 is the source of this 1008-nucleotide messenger RNA. RefSeq lists its product as uncharacterized. NCBI's taxonomy places the organism in Eukaryota, Fungi, Ascomycota, Sordariomycetes, Sordariales, Sordariaceae. The transcript is spliced from 4 exons. Bases 1 to 1008 code for a protein of 335 amino acids. The record is from RefSeq and is a predicted model, not a curated record.